AUGGCCCUUCCUAGCGUUCUUGCGCUGCUUUUGGUGGCCUCUGCGGGCGUCAGUGCAGAUGCCGAGGUGACUAUGUUCGCAAAUGGUUCUCUGUCUAGCUUUGGUCUGACCACGGCCUGUGAACUUUCGCUAUAUAAUAGCGUUGAUUGUGACCCGGGCGUGUCAUCCCUGGCCACGAGCUCCUAUGGGGGCAGCCUAGACAACGACACGUUGACGUCUCUGACUAGCUGUGGCAGCACCGCUGAACUGGUCCCCGGAAUGACUUUUCUCGCGCUGGUUGAUCAGGUCUGGAGUAAUUGGAAUUCCUCUUGCUUUACUGAUCCCACAACCGGUGACAAUUGUAACGAUGUUAUUGCGGCGUUCCCUGAUGUUGACGAUGUCAUCGAUCUGCCUACUGCAGAUCUGUGCUCGUAUUGCAACACAACUUACGAGAGCGUUGCAAAGGCUUGUAACCUCACCGUUUCUGAUUUUGACCUAGUGCAAAGUGAGUUCAACGUUACAGUCCCAUCUGUUGAUGUGAACUGCGUUUCUGGGAAUACGUAUACGACCAAGGAAGGCGAUACGUGUGACUCUAUCGCCUACGCCUAUGGCGUGUCCGCUGCUACUAUGUUUUACAUCAAUCCUAGUCUAGUCAAUUGCUCAUCGAUCUGUAAUGGGACCGAUCUGUGCCUGCCCCAGACUUGUAGCAGCAUCUACACGAUCCAGGCCAAUGACACCUGCAGCACUAUUGCUGUCGACUAUGGCCUCCUGACGGUGGACGUAAUCAACUUCAACUCUCAGCUCAACGUGAACUGCAGUAACCUGGUUGAUCCUGUCCCUUACUGGGGCUCGACCCUUUGUGUCUCCACCCCAGGAGGCAUAUAUAUUGGCCAGCCCCUAAACACCACUACCGAUGACAGCGUUAGUUCAAUUGUUAAUCCCCCGGCAGGCAGUGUCGUGGCUACCGGCACAACCACUGACUGCAGCGCCUGGUUUGUCAACGAUGCUAGCCUCAAUCUCACCUGCGCGCAGAUCUGUCUGUCCAACCUGAUCGCAAUCAAUCUGUUCACCGAGGCCAAUCCUUCUCUGAACAAGACGACCUGUGACAACGAUUUGGUGGCCGGUUCCGCCUAUUGUGUCGAUCCACUGUCCGGGUGGAACUAUGGAAAUUCCAUCAGUAAUGCUACCACGACCACUUCGGUCUCUGUAGCCAGCACCCCUGCGGUUCCCACACAGACGGGAAUUGUUUCAGAUUGUAACAAAUACUACACUGCUCAAAAUGGCGAUAAUUGCGCUACAGUAGCUGCAGAAUUCGGCAUCACCACCGCCCAAUUCCUAACCUGGAAUCCGGCUGUUUCUUCUGACUGCACGUCUGGCUUCUGGGUUGAUGAGGCGUACUGCGUCGGCGUGUCGUCGGCUACUACUACUACUACCACCACCACCGCAGUCCCAACAACAUCAACAUCAUCCAAAGCGGCCACGGCUUAUACAGUGACAGCCCCCGCGCCAACUCAAUCCGGUAUUGCCAGUGACUGCGAUCAGUACUAUGUGCCAGUCGACGGCGACACCUGCGAGACUGUGGUGAGCGAAUUUGGUAUCACCACCGCCCAAUUCCUUGCCUGGAAUCUAGCGGUCUCUUCAGACUGCUCAUCUGGCUUCUGGCUCGAAGAGGCAUACUGCGUCGCCAGGGCAACUACGGCUACUACGGUGUCACCUCCUGCUCUAACGCAGACCGGCAUUGCCAGUAACUGUGAUGAAUACUACGUGCCAGUCGAUGGCGACGACUGUGGUACUGUGGCCACUAAAUUUGGCAUCACUACCGCUCAAUUCCUGGCCUGGAACCCGGCUGUCUCGUUAGAUUGUACUUCUGGGUUCUGGUUGGAGGAAGCGUACUGUGUGGGGGUAUCAUCGUAG
Molecule: messenger RNA, 1893 nt
Organism: Penicillium soppii
Lineage: Eukaryota; Fungi; Ascomycota; Eurotiomycetes; Eurotiales; Aspergillaceae
Product: LysM peptidoglycan-binding domain-containing protein
Exons: 8
Coding region: 1-1893 (630 amino acids)
Source: RefSeq, a predicted model, not a curated record